Vespa crabro (European hornet) is the source of this 4175-nucleotide messenger RNA. It is a transcript of the gene Nt5b, whose product is annotated as cytosolic purine 5'-nucleotidase. Lineage: Eukaryota; Metazoa; Arthropoda; Insecta; Hymenoptera; Vespidae. Gene Ontology annotation, molecular function: 5'-nucleotidase activity. The record is from RefSeq and is a predicted model, not a curated record. The coding region runs from base 915 to 2945 and encodes 676 amino acids. The transcript has 11 exons.
ACAUGAUAAAAGAUAUGACGGGAAAAAUAUUGCUCACUGAAUAUCAGAAAUAACAAUAAUAAAUGCGCAGUAUUAAAUUUAACGAAACAUAUGAUAAAAGACGAGAUAACACACACACGACUUAUAUUACAAAAUUAUAGCAUUUUUUUAAUAUAUAACUAUAAAUAAAUAAACGAAUAAAUAAAUAAACAAAUUAAAUAAAUAAAAAAUAAAUAAACAAAUAAACAAAAAAAAGAAAAAUGUUCUUAAAAAAUUUCUCUUUCUUUCUCUCUCUACACACAUACACACACACACACUUUCAUUAUCUCACAUGGAGAGGAAGGUUAUGUUAUGUCAUCGCACUAAUUGGGUCCCUAAAGGAUAAAAUAUUAAAUUGUGAGAAAUAUCGAAAGAAGAAUAAAGUAGGAAGGAAAGAAGUUGUAACGCAAGGAUUUCGAUUGUCGAAUUGUCAUGCGAAAAAAGUUCGUUGAUUUUUCGACGAGAUGCUUUUUAAAAUAUAAUACGUUUAUAAAACGAAUUAAGAGUUGACGUAGAAGAAAAAAUCACCGAUUAAAAAGUGGGUUGGGCCGCAAGCCCAAGAGUGUCAAAGUUACGUUAGGUUCCCGCUCUCCCGAUAGAUAGAAAGCAUCCCCAAAUAAUACGUGGAGAAUGUCGAGAAGACCUCGAAGAUAUAUAAUCAUAAGAAGAAAAUAUAUUUUUGAAAAAAAGGACUACAUGUGUCGAUACCCCACACUCGUGGAAGCUUCCAAAGGAUUGUCAAAACGACGGACAGAGAUAAUAGUCCAAGACGAAAUUAUAGGUUAUGUUACGUCGAGGUCACCUAAAUCGGAUUAAUUUUACGCAACAGAAACGAUGCAACGUAAUUGCUCGUGCCCAAGAGAGUCGAAGUCUACGUUUCAAUUGUGCUCAACGCAAUGAGUACUACGGACGCGUGGAAGUUUGCGAAAAUUGCGAAGUACGUGCUUUUACCUCGGAUUUUGGCGUUCGGGCAACGGCGGACGGACGGUUUACACACGGCGCUACGGACGAAUUCGUCGUCCGUCGCCUCGACAAGUCAAAGUGAUCCGCGUCUUAUCCGCGCUUCGACUAUCCGGCAGUUGAUCAUGGAAUUGGAGAACUGUAAUUCGCAUGGUGAUCAUGGAAACGUAUCACCAUCGACACCGCAAAAUGAUAAUGAUCCUACAGGGCAUAAGAAAUGGUACCGGCAAGCUAGUCAAAGAUAUCCACAAAUGAUUCAAGCUGAUCCAUCAUAUGACGUAGAGAAUAUGGGAACUAUUAGCAUGAUGGCUAGAAAAAUUGCUGCAAAUAGGAUUUUUGUUAACCGUAGUCUUCAUUUAGAAAAUAUUAAAUUUUAUGGAUUUGACAUGGAUUAUACACUGGCGGAAUAUAAAUCUCCGCAAUAUGAGCAGCUUGGAUUUAAUCUCUUAAAAGAUCGUUUAGUAUCUUUGGGAUAUCCACAAGAAAUUAAAGCAUUUGAAUAUGAUCCUAGUUUUCCGGUACGAGGCCUAUGGUUUGAUACUCUUUACGGAAACUUAUUGAAGGUUGAUGCCUAUGGGAAUAUUUUAGUCUGUGUACAUGGAUUUGAAUUUUUAAAACACUCUCAGGUUUAUGAACUCUAUCCAAAUAAGUUUUUACAACUAGACGAAUCAAGAGUCUAUGUUUUGAAUACACUGUUCAAUUUACCAGAGACUUAUCUAUUAGCAUGCCUCAUAGAUUUCUUCACGAAUUCUCCGCAAUAUACUAGAGAAAAGACUGGAGUUAAAGAAGGUGAACUUACUAUGAGUUUUAAAAGCAUUUUCCAAGAUGUAAGAAAUGCCGUUGACUGGAUUCACUUGCAUGGAAAUUUAAAAAGUAAGACUAUAGAAAACUUGGACGAAUAUGUCAAAAAAGAUGAACGGCUUCCAAUGUUUCUUACACGUAUUAGAGAAAGCGGUGCAAAACUAUUUUUGCUAACAAAUAGUGAUUAUGUUUUUACCGAUAAAAUAAUGACCUAUUUGUUUGAUUUUUCACAUGGUGCAAGGCCUGACGAACCACAUCGAAAUUGGAAAACAUAUUUUGAUACUAUUGUUGUUGACGCCAGAAAGCCAUUAUUUUUUGGAGAAGGUACAAUCUUGCGACAGGUAGAUACUAAAACUGGUGCUUUAAAACUUGGAACACAUAAAGGCCCUCUUCAUACAGGUGAAGUCUAUUCAGGAGGAUCGUGCGAUGUUUUCACAGAAUUAAUCGGCGCGAAAGGUAAAGAUGUAUUGUACGUCGGAGAUCAUAUAUUUGGUGAUAUUUUGAAGAGUAAAAAAAUUAGAGGAUGGAGGACAUUUUUAAUAGUGCCAGAAUUAGUUCAGGAAUUACAUGUAUGGACAGACAAAUGUCAAUUGUUCGCAGAAUUACAAAAUUUGGAUGUAAUGCUAGGAGAGAUGUACAAAAACUUGGAUAGUAGCACAAAGGAAAAGCCAGAUAUAUCUAAACUUCGAGCUUCCAUAAGAGAUGUCACGCACAAAAUGGAUUUAGCAUAUGGUAUGAUGGGAUCAUUAUUUCGUAGCGGAAGUAGGCAGACAUUUUUCAGUAGUCAAGUAGUGAGGUAUGCAGAUUUGUAUGCUGCCACUUUCCUUAAUUUGAUUUAUUAUCCAUUCUCAUAUAUGUUCAGAGCACCUGCUAUGCUGAUGCCACACGAGAGUACAGUUGCUCAUGAACAAAGAUUUGUUAUGGAAACACCUAUGAUCAGUCGAUCAAGAACAUUUAAACUUUCAGAAGAAGAAGAAGAACAAAAUCGACUGACUGCUAAAGCUAUGUAUAUGGAUCACUUAAAUAGUCAAAUUCCACAUGCAAGGCCUGAAACACCACGCAAUGUAACACAUACGCAUGAUGAAGACUGUAGUGAUGAGGAUAGUGAUUCUCAAAAGCAAGGGAACUGUACUAAGGCGUGCUCAAAAAAUCUUAACUGUAAUUAAUUUGUUAUAAUACUAAUUACAUAACUUCUUUAAAAAAUUUAUUAAAUUUAACUUUAUAAAAUUUUUCGUUUGAGAUUAAUAUUAGCCCAGGAUGCUAUUUAGUUAAGUUCCAAAGCAAGAUAUUUAAUUGUUUAUAUAUAUAUAUAUAUAUAUAUAUAUAUAUAUAUAUAUAUAUAUAUAUAUAUAUAUAUAUAUAUAUAUAUAUGUUUUGAUAAUGCUUUUCAUGUUUUCAAUCGACUGUUACAUAUCUUGUAAUCUACCGAAUUCUAUAUGCAUUAUACGAGGCUUCAUAAUUUUUUUUAUAUUGCAAUAAAAAUUGUAUUUUAACAGUUUUUACAUAUAACCACAUUAUAUGUUAGAUAAAGAAAAUGGCUAUGGAUUCUCAUAGUAUUGAAAGAAAUGUAUAACAAAAUUACUUUGUUAUAUCAUUUACAAUGUAGUAACAUCUGAACAUAAUGUAAAUGAUACAUUGUAACAUAUUAUUUGUUAAAUAUGUGAAGUUAUUUAUUAUAAAUUUUUCAUAUACCAAUUUCUGGAAUUUCAAACAGUAAUAUGUAAAAAUGAGUAGAAUGCAAUAUGUGCAAACAGAUGUAGUUAAUUAUGAUGUACAUAUAAAGUAUGUACCUCACAAAAAUUAUAUAUGCGUGGAACAUAAACAUAAAAUCUUAAAUUUAUAUUUAUUUUAGAAGUAUAUAAAGGCCAUGAGCUUUAUAUAAUAAUAAUAUUUAUGUAACAUUGCUAUUAUUAUUAUUUAUGAAUUUAGGUACAUACAUUAAGAUUUACAUAUAUAUGACAGAUUAUUUUCGCACAAGAGAGAUUGUGUGUGUGUGUGUGUGUGUGUGUGUGUGUAUAUAUAUAUAUAUAUAUAUAUAUAUAUAUAUACAUGCACACACAUAUAUACAUACAUAUAUAUAUAUAUAUAUUUGAAUAUAUCUAAUUUGUGUUAUUUAAUUAAGACAUUGUUGAAUUUGUAAAAUAUGUUUUAUAUUUAUUUCUUAUGCAGUAAUUAUACUAAUAGGAUAUUUAUUGAAGCCAAAGCUGAAUAUCAAUUGUAUGCAAAAUUUAUACGAUAAGGUUGGUUAUUAGAUUAGCAUUUUUACACGAAAUUUAGCUGAGUAAUAUUUACAAAUAUGUAAAGGUUAUGAUUAAACGUCUAAAGAUAAAUAGCCAAAAGGAAAUAUAGAGUGAGAUUGUCGUGUAAUAAUAAUACUUUGAUGAGAUCUAAUUAUA